Molecule: messenger RNA, 7737 nt
Organism: Stegodyphus dumicola
Lineage: Eukaryota; Metazoa; Arthropoda; Arachnida; Araneae; Eresidae
Cellular component (GO): sperm flagellum; centriole; axonemal microtubule
Molecular function (GO): microtubule binding
Source: RefSeq, a predicted model, not a curated record
UUAAACAGAUUGUCUAGGGAUUUGCAUUAUUUAAGUCUUCCUGUUAAGCUCAGGAAUAGAAUGGAUGUGAUUUCUUUCUGAUUUUGCUAGAUCCUCGAUAAUACUACAUUGCAAGCUUUCGUCUUGUGUGACAAAUAACUGCAUUAUACGUGUGAAGAGAUGGAUUCGAUUACUGGGAUGAUGAAGCGUACCAAGUGGAAUACUCAUCACGUUCACUGAAGUGAUAUUUGGAAAAGUCAGCUUCAAUUGGAUUGUGGGAGAAAUUUCCUUGUAGAAAUCUUAACUAUGCCUUCGGCAAGAAAAAAAUGCAUCUGCCAACUAUGCACUUGCGGGCGGCAUAUGUGCCCUCAUCGAGUGGACACGUCCCAUUUGGUGCUGGGAGAGGAAGAAAGUAUAAAAUCGGCAGAUUUAACAGCAGGUGGAGAGAUCAACAAAAAGGAGCGGAAGAAGUGGGAUCGUUCUAAUGUCAAAUCGAAAGACAUAGCUCCAGCAACUGAUCAAAAUACUGAACAAGUUAUUACAGACUCAUCUAAUAUUGCCACAGCAGUAACAGUAAGAGACAAAGGAAAUAGUAGGUUAUCAGGUUCUGUCAGCGAUGGAAAGACCUGGUCAUCGAAACAAAUUCCCAAAACACUGCCCAUUAAAAGACCAGAUAAUCUUAAACUUGAUGGUGGUGCAGAUUUUACAACCAUCCAUAAACAAGAUUUUGUACAAAAGUCUUCAGAGUUACGUUCGAUGGAAUCUGGGCACGUCGAUACUGCUUUAGAAACACAAGAAAAGUCUUGGAAUAAAAAACAAAUUCCAAAGACUCAGAUGAUCAGGAAACCAGAUACAUUAACAUUUUCUGAAACAUCGCAAGUAGAAAGUAACGAAACUAAGGCCCAAAGCAAAGAAGCAAACGAAAUAACCCAAGGUAUAACACCUCACACAAAAUUUCAAAGACCACGUACAUCUCUAAAGUUAAGUGGACCAUUUGAAGCAGACAGCUCUUACCAUACAGCAUUUACGCCAAAACGAGUAGAAAAUGAAAUCAAAAUCAAGAAAGGAACAUCAGUUAGCCAUCUGAAACCGGAAGGAGAAAUAAAUUUUGAAACGACUUCGUCGGAUUAUAAUGCUGCAUUAAUAGCCAAUCGGGCAAGUGUAAACAAGGAAAGCGGCAAUGAUUUCUCUGCUCUCAGACCAAAAAUAGGGCGUCCAGCAAGCCACCUAAAACCGGAAGGAGAAAUAAGUUUUGAGACUACAUCAUCAGAUUACAAUGCUGCAUUAAAAAGCAAUCGAGCUAGUGAAAACUCAGAAAGUGGUAAUGAUUUCUCCGCCCUCAGAUCGAAAAUUGAACGUCCAUUAAGCCAUCUGAAACCGGAAGGAGAAAUAAGUUUUGAAACAACUUCAUCAGAUUACAAUGCUGCAUUAUUAAGCAAUAUUAACUCAGAAAGUGGAAAGGAUUUCUCUACCCUUAGACCAAAAGUUGGGCGACCUCCAAGCGAAAUUACCAUUCCUGCCGCUCCCCUAUCAGAUGAAACUACAGCUGUAACAGAUUUCAAAAGAUGGAAAGUGGAGAAACCACAAAGAUAUAAACCAGUCGAUACUCUCAAACUGGGAGAUUCUUCAGAAUUAGAAACGAACACUUCGGAUAUUGAUAGAUAUCUUUCCCGAUCAGAUGCUAUAAAAGAAAAGGCAGUUAAUGGUUAUAUAGUAGACAGUUUGGUAGAAAAGUCAACAUAUAAUGGAAAAGGCGAAAGUACCAACGGCUUAAUCGCUGCUCGGGAUACAGACUACUCUUCGAAACAUAGAAUAAGAAAUAUGAACUCAAAUUUAGAAACUUUAACGGAAGGAACGGAAAAAGAAUCAUUUCACUCAGGUGAAGACCAAGCUACGGCAUCAGUUAAUGAUAUUACUUACGUUAAAGGAAAGCCUGAAGACGCCACAAAGCGUGAAGAUAUUCAGACCGCUGAUGCUGCACGAACGCACAAAGAUGAUAAUUUGCAGACGAAUGGCAGAGAAAAAAUAACUUCUGAAUUUAUUGAAAGUCCAGUUUCAGUCGCAGCUCAACAAGAUCCGUCGUAUUCCGACCAGGCUGAUGCAAGAGCACAUGAUGAUGAGCAAUACCUUACUUGGGAUCAAAUACGACCGAAGCCAAUACGGCCCCAAAGCAAUCUGAGACAAGAGGGCGGCAUGGAAUUCAAUACAACAAACAGAAGUGAAUUUGUAGAAAAAUCUAUGGAAAGAGUAAAAGGAAUUCGGCCAAAAACUACUACUAAACUCCCUGAAGGAAAUUUCGAUGCAACAACUAUGAAUCAAAUAAUGUUUUCACAUGAUCAGGGAGAGAGAGUCAAUCCCAUACGACCGAAAAGCAAUCUCCACGUAGAAAGUGGGCAGUUUAUAGACGAAACAACAACCGCACGAGAAUUUCAGCAGUGGCCAAUUAAACGACCUUCGCCAGUUGUUCCGAAACCCUCUCUCACUCAGGAAGGUACAAUGGAUUUUACGACUACAAACCAUACUGAAUUUGAAGAAAAAAGACCAGAUAAAGUUUAUCCCAUUCGGCCUAGUACAACCAACAGGAUUUCUGGUGAUAUAGAUUUGACAACUACCAACAGAGUCAUGCAUUCAGAGUUUCCAAUAGAAAGAGUACAGAAAAUUGUGCCACAAUCAAAUUUGAGAGUUAGUUCCGGAGAAUUUAAUUCAGAGACAACUAACAAGUCACAGUUCCAAGAAUGGGAAAUCGACAGACCUAAACCAGUAAGACCCGUUUCCAAUCUGAAGCAAGAGGGUUCAAUGGAUUUUACUACCAUGAAUCAAUUACAGUUUGAAGAAAAGCAGGCAGAGAAAGUUUCCCAGUUUAGACCUCGCACUUCAUCAAAAAUCACAGGUGAUUUUGAUGACACCACAACUAAUCAAGUAAUGUACCCUGCACAACCAAUGCAAAAACUACAGAUCACAAAGCCGAAAUCCAAUUUAGAGUUACGUAAAGGAAAAUUCAUGGCUGAUACAACUAAUCUCUCUGAAUAUCAGCAGUGGCAAUUGUCUAAGCCUAAAGCAAUUAAACCGAAAAAUAAUUUGCAACAAGAGGGAAAAAUUGAUUUUACUACCACAAAUCAAACGCAAUACGGAGCUAAAACUACCGAUCGGGUUUCUCAGAUUAGACCUAAAACAAAUCCUAAAAUAACUGGAGAGUUUGAUGCUACGACUACUAAUCAAGUUAUGUAUCAAAACGUACCAGGUGAAAAAUCCAUUUCUACGAGACCUCAAACAAAUAUAAAGCUAGACCACGCUAAUUUUCUUGAUGAAACAACAAGUAAGAGAGAUUUUCAAGCUUGGGAUUAUUCUAAACCUUCUCCAAUUAGACCAAACAACAGCAUACAGCAAGAAGGGGAUAUUGAUUUCACUACAACUAACAGUACUCAAUUCGAAGGAAAAACUGCAGAGCGAGUGUCUCAAAUAAGACCCACAACUACUACAAAACUCACUGGGGAUUUCGAAGGCACGACAACAAGUCAAGCAGCUUUUCAAAAUAACAAUGGAGUGGAAGUAGUCAGAGGAAAAAGACCCUCUACAAAUAUCCAUCUUGAGAAAGGCAAAUUUGAAAACCAAACAACAGCCCGAAGAGAAUUCCAACAAUGGGAGAUUGACAGACCCGAAGCCAUUCGACCAUCAGGUAAUCUUACCCAAGAGGGAACGAUGGACUUCACUACAUCUAAUCAGACGCAGUUUGAAGAAAAGCAAAUUACAAAAACUGAACCAAUAAGGCCUCAUACUUCAUCUCCCAUAACAGGAGAUUUUGAGGGAACAACAACCAAUCAAAUGAUGUAUCAAGCACCGCCAAUAGAGAAAGUUCAUGAUAUUAGACCCAAAGAUAAUUUGAGAGUGGAAGAUGGCAUCUUUCACAGUGAAACAACUACUUCUAAGGCUUAUGGUUAUAAAAUGGGUAGUAAAGCUGAGUCAAUCAGACCUAAACCCAGUCUCUCGCAGGAAGGAGAGUUUGAUUUCACAACAUCGAAUCAAGCACAAUAUAACGAAAAACCUAUUAACAAGACUACUCAGAUGCGACCAAAAACAUUAACAAAAAUUUCAGAUGAUACAUUUCAGGCCACGACUACAAACCAAGACAUGUUUCAGGCUCCACCAAUUGAUGUAGUUCAUGAAAUAAGGCCAAGUAACAAUCUCCAUGUAAAUGAAGGAGAGUUUCAGAACAGAACUACGGCAAGAGAUGAAUACAGGCAGUGGCAAGUAGAAAAGCCGAAAGCAUAUCAGCUAGCGUCUUCUCUAAAGCAAGAAGGUGAUAUGAAUUUCGAAACAACCAACCAUUCUGAAUUUAAAGAGAGGAAUUUUGAUAAAAUUCAACAAAUACGACCAAAGACAACCACAAAACUUGAAGGUGAAUUUGAUGCAACAACUACUAACCAAAUCGCAUUUCAGACGCACGGGAAACCACAAAGGGUAAAACCAAUCCGCCACGAAAACAACUUACAUUUAGAGCCUGGUAAGUUUUAUGGUGAAACGACAAAUAGUAAGGAAUUCAGGCAAUGGGUAAAAAUGGAAAAUCAGUCAAAAGAUAUGAAGGCAAAACAAAUCCCUGCAGCAGGAAUUCGAAGUGAUAACAAAAGAAUAAGCAGAAAGCAGGGCGUUCAAGAUAAAAUACAAAGUAAAGGAAAUAAAUCAAACGAAGAGCUGUACGAGCCAUGGAAACUUAGCAGAGAUAAAGAAAUAAUUAAUGAUACUAAUGGUACAAAUGAUUUAUCAACAACUGUUAGCACAGGUAAAGUUAUUAAAGACGAUGCUGUAGGUAAUGAAGUUAAAACGCAAGACACAAUUAUACAAAAAGAAGACACAGAUGUUAAAGAGAGAGAGAGAUAUGUCAAUAACCACGUUCCAGCGGAGUCAAUGUACAGGGCAUUAACAAACUCUGGAAAUAGCGAGAACUACUCACAUGACAUAUCAGUUUCUAUGGCAGAUUACGGACCAAUAGAAGCUCCUAAAUCAAAAUCAGUUGUUACCGCUACUAAAUUAAACCAAGAAGAAAAAACCAGAAAUGUUAAAAGCGACAAUAAUAAAAAAACAGCUGUACCUAAAGGACAGCUCAAGCCAUCAGAAUUGGAGAAUUCUGAUCUAACAGUUGCACAAAACAGCAAAUCUCAAAAGGUACAAGGUAAAGAAGUUGCUGAUUCUGGCAUAUCAAGACAAAGAGAAGCUACAAAUAUAAUUCAGAAUGGAAUACGCGAUUCAAAUGACAUUCAAGAAAACAAGGGAUCAACUGCCACUCAUCAAUCUUAUCAAAACGUACCCACUGCCAGACCAAUUAAACGUUUCAGACCAGACGAUAACUUAAAGCUGGAGCCUGUUCCUUUUGAUGGUACGUCAACUACUCGAGCAGAAUACAAAAGAUGGGAAGCCAGACGGGCUUCUGCAAAGAAACGAAGCGAAACAUUAAAACAGGAAGGGAAAAUGGAAUUCAACAGAACAUCAGAAGAUUAUUCUUUAAUCUCUGAAUAUAAUAGAAACAGAGAAGCAACAAAAGCACAGUCCAAAGCAGGUCUCAAAGGCAGUUUGGGACAAACAGGGAAUAUGGACUUCUCAACAACGUCAACUUCUUCUUAUAAGGGAAAUAGGGCUUUUAGGGCACAGAAUUUGAGGCCCAGGUCUUCUUUGAGAUUAGGUACUGAAGGGCCAAGUGAACAUGAACCAGCAGUCAGCAGCAGAUCGAAUCCAGAGUCAUCGUCACGAGACCAUAAUGAGUUCACAUCAACAUCACAUGCUUCUUACAUGGGUCGCAAUGCUGGCAAAAGAAUGCAGACGUACAGACCUUCGACAAGCCAGAAAGUUGGGGAAGGUGCUUUUGAAGGAGAGAGUACUACUCGUUCUACUUUCACGAUGUUGCCUCGGGAUCGAAUUGAAAAGCCACGUAUAUAUAAACCUGAAAACCAUAAUAUUUUGGACACAGGAGAUAAGUUUUCUGGUGACACAACGUAUAGAAGUAGCUUCGAAUCCGCGAAAAGUCUUCACUGUCCUGUUAUUGAUUUAGAAGCUGGACGCUCUUCCUUGGCAUUAUACGGAGAAAAAAAUGGACAUCUUUUCUAUGCUCCACGUGUCCAAGGUUAAGAUAAUUUACUGCCAAUUUUAUUCAAGUAACAAAACGUAUGCAAAUUCUGGUGAAAUUUACAAAAUAUGCAAAAUGAGGAUGACAGCAAAAUCAGAAAAUUGAUUUCUUUUUUUGAAAUGAUACUCUCAUUCAAAUUUUGAAUUCAAUUUUCCUUACAGUUACCCGUAUUUUAUUAAUACAAUAAUAUACAAACAAAUUUAUUUCGUAAUAAAUUAAAUUUCUAUUUGGUGAAAUUCAUAUGAAUUUUGUAAUAUAAUGCAAUUAUAAUAUAAAAGCAUUGCUUUUCGAGUGACAGAUACAGAUCAUCUUGAGAUAUAUCUAGACUUUAUAUUAAUCGAAUAUAUUUAAAGAACGUUUAAAAACAAGAUGCUUUUAAAUAAGUUCCAUAACAGACAAAGAAUUAAAAUAUGACUAUGCAAUUUCCAUUUAUUCAUUGUAUCAAAGUUCACAGAGUAAUUAUAUGAAAAUCAAGAAUGUUUCUAUGAUUUUUGCUAUGAGUCUGGCAUGAUUUUUAUUUUAGUACCAGCAUUGCAUCUUAUAUAAAUGAUUAUCGUUUUACUUGCUUGAUAGAUCUCCCAUCCAGCAGCAUUAUCUCUGCAUAUUCAGACAUGUUCACUCUUCAUUUUAUGUCAUUAUUGUAAAUAGUUUGCAUACUAAAAAAUUAAACUUUGAAACAUAAAUGCCCAUACAAAUAUAAAUAUUUGUAACCGAAGAAGAAAAAUCUAUAAAGAUUUAACAAAUAAGAUUAUAAAAUAUAAUUGUUACAUCCUAGCUACACAGAAUGGCAAUUUCUAAACUGAUUACGCUACAGCUUGUUUUUUCAUUGGAUAUCAAAUCUUGUUUCAAGAUUAAGAGCUAUUUGUUGUAAAUUAGAUUUACUACAAUCUAUGCUCUUACAAAAUAAAAAGGAAUUAACUGAGAAGAUUUUAUAUUACAAAAUUAAUAAGUAUUACUUAAAAGACUUUAGCAUUUUAAAUAGAAAUUUCAAAAUUUAUACUAAUAAAAUGCCUAAAACAACUUACGUUAUUGCAAGUCUUGAUGAUUUGUGAAUUCCAAAUCUAGUUUUCAAUUAUUUGAGAACUAAAUUGCUUCCUGAACUUCAUAUGAUGAAGUGAAAGUUGAGGCAAAUACUUUUGGGGGACAUACAAACCCCAUAUUCAUAAGUAAAAUAUUUAGUAGCAAUUAAUAUAAGCAAAAUUAAUAAAUCCUGAGAGAGUUUCAAAGCAUAAAUAAAAAUACUCCAAACCCUAAUUUCUUUAAAACUGCAUCCCGUAAUUCAUUACAAAGUUGCAAAUGAGUUUUAUUGAUAUUUUAUUCACCAUGAGUGCAUUAUGUAAAAUACCUUACAAAAAUUAAUUCUUUCAUUAUCAGCAAAUACUUCUUUGACUUCUGUACGAGAACUAGGUAUUUUUCUAUUAUCGAGCAAAAUGUAAGUCAUCAAGAUAAGAAAUAUGAUUGUAAAAUACACUGUGAAUUAAUUCAAAACAUCGAUAGUUUCACUUGAAUCAAAAAUGCAUUAUCAUGUCUCAUACACAUCUUCAGAUUGUGAGUAUAUUGCUAAAAUCAAUCAUGUAAUUUAGUGUUAUAUAAAAGAAUGUUUAUGUGUUUUUUAAACUUGAAUUAAAAUAAUUUUUUCCUAA